AAAUAUAUUAUACUGCUAGUAUCACACAGGAUCCAUUAGAUGGAAGAGUUGAGUCAUUACUGUUUCAUUCAACAGAAGUAAGCCGGACUGUCACCACAACUGUCACCACAACUGGUCUGCUGACACUGCUCGAGGAAAAGGCCCCUACAAUCUUGAGAGAACAUGAAGACACAAAGACAUUGUCAAUUUCUUUGAGAAAGUUACUUGUUAAAGUGGCUGUGAGUGACCUUGUAGAAAAGCAUGGAUUCUAUCCAUCUGGUACAGAAAAGCUGGCACUGGCAAAGGAGAUUGUGUCACUGUUCCCCUCAUUAAGGAUUAAUGUCCCAUUUGGCGAAAAUGAAGGACAUGAGCAUUUUUUUGAUGGGCCAUCACACAGUGGAUUUAUAGAAAUGAGACUACGGAACAUCAGACGGAAACUUCAACAGAGCCAGCGGAUCUACAAUUUGAAACAACGUCUUCCUACAGACCAACCUUCUCUGCCGAUUACUGAUGAAACAGUGCCCACUGAGUGGUUGACCUUGAUAAAGAGGAUGCGACCCUCUCCAGAGAACUCAUCGUCAAUAAAGACUGCAAUUGACCAAACCUUCAGUUACCGUAGAAGAUGGAUAAUGACGAAAUCGCCAACUGUUGGUCAAAUCUUCAAGGAAUAUCCCAGAUUUCUGGACAUGCCAGCCUUGGUGGACAUUGAAUUUUCCAAGAUGACAGAUGGGAAAGAAGACAUGUUUAUCAAGAAAUGGGAGGGGACGAUUAUCCCAAAACUCAAGGAAAUAGCAUCCUUUGAGAAAAAAAUGUACAUCAGACACUUAUUGGAGAAAGCUGACAAUCAGCAGGAUGAUGAGCUGUGUUACACUAUGUUAAGGAUCCUCGUUCAUCUUCUUCCACCCACGGCAUCUGGGAGAAGCGUCGCCGGCAGUAAAUGCUGUGUCAAUUCUGCUAUCUCAUACUUGUUGGAACUGGUGCCGGUAUGCAUUGUGUUAGAUUUUUAUAAAGUUGCAAUGUCACAUGCAACAACAUUAUGAAUGUUUUAUAUGAUUAAUGUUUUGAAAUGCUUAUUUUUUUAUCAACAGUAUUUUUUACAGUAUGAAUUCCAUGUUAAAACCAGAAAAAAUGCAAAAUAAACAGUAUGUGA
Messenger RNA from Xyrauchen texanus (razorback sucker), 1129 nucleotides. RefSeq lists its product as uncharacterized. NCBI's taxonomy places the organism in Eukaryota, Metazoa, Chordata, Actinopteri, Cypriniformes, Catostomidae. The transcript is spliced from 6 exons. The coding region runs from base 390 to 1019 and encodes 209 amino acids. The record is from RefSeq and is a predicted model, not a curated record.